AUUCAGAAGUAUAAAACGAGGGAAGGGUUGAAGGUAUAGUAAGAGACGCUGAUAGUUGAAGAAGCAUCUGAGGUUUUGAACAGUGUUCCGUGACUUCUCCAGGAGAUACAGCCACAAAGCGUUUCAAGACCUUGGACAGCACCCGGUACCCGAGCAGAACAGCGGAUCAUUUUGGCAAAUGUAUAAAGCGAUGUUACAAAGGAACGGCUCCCAGCUCCUUUUUCUGAUAGCCCUGUGCAGUGUGCUAUAUUCCCGGACUCAGUGUUUUCCAUAUGCAUCUAUGAGACCGACGAGACACGCAGACGGUCUCUUUACUAGUGGAUACAGCAAACUUCUUGGACAGCUAUCGGCGCGACGGUACCUGGAAUCCUUGAUCGGAAAGCGAGUCAGUGAUGACAUGAUGGAAGACCAGGUACCAGUGAAGCGCCACUCAGAUGCCAUUUUCACAGACAACUACAGUCGCUUCCGCAAACAGAUGGCUGUAAAGAAAUAUCUGAACUCGGUUCUGACAGGAAAGAGAAGUCAAGAAGACCCUCCCAUGCAAGAAGAAUCCAGAAGUGAGCCUUCGUUUCAAGAGAGCUAUGAUGAUGUCAACGUAGAUCACCUUCUCAAUAACUUCCAAUUGCCACUCUGAAGAAGACCCACUGGUGCGACGACCUCAAUCAUCAACCUCUUCGAUCUGCCAUUCAAAACAAUAUUUAAGUUCUUCAACAAUGAACUAAAAGUCAUGUGUGGUUAUCUCUACAGUAUAAAGUGAAUGUUUACAUUGUAUAUAAGAUAUACUAAAACAAAAAAUAUUGGUCUAAAGAUGUAGGCCACAGUAAAUAUUAUACAUGUCCACCUGGGAUUAGAUAGAUUUGCUUUGUCCAGGACUCUGUAAAUGGUAGUUCAAUAAAUGCAUUCUAAACAAGCUUUAUACUGCUAUAGAAUACCAUCAGCUUAAGCUGAUGGUACUCUAUAUCAGUAUAAAGCUUGUUACUUCUUCUGUUUAAGCUCAUGGUACUCUAUAGCAGUAUAAAGCUUGUUACUUCUUCUGUUUAAGCUGAUGGUACUCUAUAGCAGUAUAAAGCUUGUUGCUUCUUCUGUUUAAGCUGAUGGUACUCUAUAUCAGUAAAAAGCUUGUUACUUCUUUUGUUUAAGCUGAUGGUACUCUAUAUCAGUAUAAAGCUUGUUACUUCUUCUGUUUAAGCUGAUGGUACUCUAUAGCAGUAUAAAGCUUGUUACUUCUUCUGUUUAAGCUGAUGGUACUUUAUAGCAGUAUAAAGCUUGUUACUUCUUCUGUUUAAGCUGAUGGUACUCUAUAUCAGUAUAAAGCUUGUUACUUCUUCUGUUUAAGCUGAUGGUACUCUAUAGCAGUAUAAAGCUUGUUACUUCUUCUGUUUAAGCUGAUGGUACUCUAUAGCAGUAUAAAGCUUGAUACUUCUUCUGUUUAAGCUCAUGGUACUCUAUAGCAGUAUAAAGCUUGUUACUUCUUCUGUUUAAGCUGAUGGUACUCUAUAGCAGUAUAAAGCUUGUUACUUCUUCUGUUUAAGCUGAUGGUACUCUAUAUCAGUAUAAAGCUUGUUACUUCUUCUGUUUAAGCUGAUGGUACUCUAUAGCAGUAUAAAGCUUGUUACUUCUUCUGUUUAAGCUGAUGGUACUCUAUAUCAGUAUAAAGCUUGUUACUUCUUCUGUUUAAGCUGAUGGUACUCUAUAGCAGUAUAAAGCUUGUUACUUCUUCUGUUUAAGCUCAUGGUACUCUAUAGCAGUAUAAAGCUUGUUACUUCUUCUGUUUAAGCUGAUGGUACUCUAUAGCAGUAUAAAGCUUGUUACUUCUGUUUAAGCUCAUGGUACUCUAUAGCAGUAUAAAGCUUGUUGCUUCUUCUCUUUAAACAGAAGAGGACCACAUUUAGAGCGGCUAUGAUGCAUAUAAUUACUUUAUAUCCAUGUGGAACAACGCUAUACCUUGUGCAAAAACUUACCUAGAGCAUUUAGUUCUGUGAAACCGUCCACCAAAUAAAAUAUGUCCAUUUCUUUUUCAAAGCUGAGUAAUUUUGUAAGUAAAUAUUGAUGUUGAUUAUUUAUUUUCAUGUAAAAAACAAACUUGUUGGGAGAAAAGUUAUUGCUAAGUUACUUACAAAUUACGUCACAAACUUACGGUUGCACUCAACACGUGCUUUGAUGACCUGCUCAGCUGAAUGAAGAUGGGAAACAAAGACUAUUACAUUUGAUUUUAUGAAUAUCAACUUCAUAGCAUUUGAAAUGAAUUGAUCAGUUUCAUGCCAAUGUGACAAAUUAGCAUGUUAUUUGCUAUCAAAUCAGCACAACAAAGAGAAGAACUUGAAAGCAAUGACCUUCUCAGUCUCAGUUACACAGUGGAAAUAUUCAAACUAGAUAAUGGCAGGGAUCUCCUUUUCAAAAAAGUAUUAUUCACUUCAAAGACAUGAGACAAAGCAUAGAAUAUCAGAUAAACAUUAACAUGAAUUUAUGUCAACGGACAUACUGUAGAUAAGCCAUAUACUGUAUUUUAAUCAUCACAGUUAUGAGAGGACUGUGACAAAGAUGACUGAGAAAUUGUUUCCACAUAAUUAUUGGUACAUUUUCUGAACUAAUGUAACUUCGAAUAUAUUCAGUGAAUAAAAUGACGUAUACUUGUGCAAUUGUU
This is a messenger RNA of Salmo salar (Atlantic salmon), 2644 nucleotides long. RefSeq names its product vasoactive intestinal peptide (gene vip). Gene Ontology annotation, cellular component: neuron projection; extracellular region. Gene Ontology annotation, biological process: epinephrine secretion; adenylate cyclase-activating G protein-coupled receptor signaling pathway; regulation of protein localization. Gene Ontology annotation, molecular function: peptide hormone receptor binding; neuropeptide hormone activity. Lineage: Eukaryota; Metazoa; Chordata; Actinopteri; Salmoniformes; Salmonidae. The record is from RefSeq and is a predicted model, not a curated record.